Molecule: messenger RNA, 1149 nt
Organism: Spodoptera litura
Lineage: Eukaryota; Metazoa; Arthropoda; Insecta; Lepidoptera; Noctuidae
Gene: asrij
Product: OCIA domain-containing protein asrij
Cellular component (GO): endosome
Source: RefSeq, a predicted model, not a curated record
CACGGUUCGUCGUUCAGUCAGUCAGUUGUCAUUGUCAGUAGGUACAUAUUGUCACACACUGCGAUACGGCUGAAAUGAACUGGUUCACCGAGUGCAAGUGCUGUUUUUAAAAGUUAUAAUUUUGUGGCCUGAUGUCAUUAAUCUACUGAGUAUGAACGACCCCAACUCAUAUGGAUAUCAGGAAAACGCGACGGACCUGUCGGUUGCCGAGCAGCAGCGUCCAGCGGUGCUCCCGUCGGAGUACAAGUUCACUCCGGAUGAGCUGCGCGUGCUGGGCGAAUGCAACAAAGAGAGCUUCUUCCAACGAUCCCUGCCUCUCGGCACCACGUUUGGCCUCGGAGCCUAUGUUGCUGUACAAAAAGGCCAUCUUAAGCCCAACCCUCGGUUCGGGCCGUUCCCGAAAGUGACGCUGGCAGUAAUGGUCGGCUACUUCAUCGGCAAGCUGUCCUACCAGCAGGCUUGCGCCGAGAAGCUGAUGGCACUCCCCGGCAGCUACAUCGGCCAGCUGCUACGAGAACGAAAAGAUGGAAAGGUUGUAGGAGGAACUAGUCGGGGUCCAAUGGGGAGUAAGCCGGGGACGACGAUGUUCGGCGCGAACCCGAGCGACAUAUACUCGGACGCAGGCCCCGGCAGCUCGCUCGACCUGGACACCGACCGGCCACUGUUCAACGACGACUCCUACCGUCCGGGCUCCACGGCACCCGUCCCGGCACCAGAGGUCGCCCCGAGGAAUCCAAGUCUUUCCUACGACGACUUACGUCGUAAAAACAGAGAUGACUACAAAGGUUCCAAACAGGACCCAUACAGGACGGAGUUGGGUGCGCCGCCGCCUGUGCAACGCAUGCGCACCGAACCCCCGGCGCCUGCGCCGCCCGCGCCGACCAACAAGUACGGUGACGUCAUGGAGUAAAGUUGCGUCGCUCGUCCACGUCUUGUCAUUGCGUAGUUACGAGUCCACAACGCGUCUUACGUUCGUACGCCGUGAUAUUAUUGUGCGCUUACAAAGCCUCUGAGACGGUACUCCGGUACCCUCGUGCUCUUCAAGGCUUGACCCCUAGUAUGCAUAUGUCAGUUAAACAAGCUUACCUUUUACACAAUGUACAAAACUGUUUUAAUUGACAAUGAAAAAUAAUAGUUGAGUUUUAUAUG